Molecule: messenger RNA, 122 nt
Organism: Entrophospora sp. SA101
Lineage: Eukaryota; Fungi; Glomeromycota; Glomeromycetes; Entrophosporales; Entrophosporaceae
Source: the annotation of a GenBank genome assembly
AACUCGAAGCCGACCGCAAACGCCAAGAAGAAGAAUUUCGCAAAAAAAUCUCUGAACUUAAAGAAGAACAGGCUCGCGAAUUACGGGAAAACCGAAUUAAGUUUGAAGAAGAUGUUCGGAAA